UAGCUAACGCUAACUCGUUUGUGUCUGUUUUAAAAAUAUUAAUAAAUAUGCCUCAAAAAUCAGACUGGGUGGUUUAAAGUUGUUCUUAAUUUGCGAAUGUUAUGCCAUUUGCGAAUAGGAGCUGGUAUUUUAUGUCCGAGUUGUGGGAAUUGUAGUUUUUCUCCUAAGUCGCGGCUCUUACGUCACUGUUCGACAAUGUAGCUAGCUAGCAGCGUAUCGCGACAGAAACAGCUCAGCAUGUGAGUUUCUUACUGUUAAAGGAGAUAUUGACUCCAAAACAAUGGCGGCCUCGUUGCUUAUCCCAUGUAAGAUAAACAAUGCUUUGUAGUUCUUCGUGGGACUUCUGGUCUAGCUAAUGUUUCUCGACUUGACGUUUGGUUCAACUUAUCGUCAGCAGGGAUGGCGGGGGUGAGAUGUGGAGAUGACGUCUCGGAGUACCUGAGCCAGAAUCCGCAGCUGGCCCAGUGGAUCGAGUCAUUCCGGGGCUACUGUGAGAGCAACAAGCAGUGGUCUGCUCGGAGGGAGUUCAUCCUGAGGAACAUGGAGGCUUUCCCCACGGUGAAGCCGGGAACCUGCAACAGCAGUUUGGACAGACUGCUGUCUCUGUCCAUGGUCUGGGCCAACCACGUCUUCCUCGGCUGCAGUUACCCGCAGGCCGUCAUGGACAAGAUCAAGGAUAUGGGCGAAGGGAUCGCCGUCCAGGACCCGCCGGUCCACAAAACGACAAAAGACGGAAUCACAGCCAGAGGAAAGCGCAGCGCCCCAGACGACGGCGACCCUGAAGGUUGUGUGAAACGAUCCAGAACCGAGGCUGACAGCCGGCCGUCCGGGAGAGCGGCGGCGCGGUCUGCCAUCCAGAAGUCUGGGCCGCCACCUCAGGCUCCGGCGGAGCAGCAGCCCUUCUUCAACCGCCUCUACAAGGCCGUGGCGUGGAAGCUGGUGUCGGCCGGCGGCUUCGGCCCCAACCUGGACCACUUCGAGAUCCUGCGCAGCUGCGUGGAGUCGUGCAAACAGACGGUGACGUGCGUGUUCGUACCGCUGAAGGACAUCGCAGGCCUCCCGGCGGGACGCACGCAGAAGGAUGGCCACGUGUGUGAAAUCCGCUGCCAGACCGUCUACAUGGGCACGGGCUACGGGCGCGACGAGGCCGCCGCCAAGGCCAUGGCUUCCAAAGAGGCGCUGAAGGUGUUCCAGGGCCGGAAAGUGACGGUAAAGAUCUGCAGGCGGCGCUACAGAGGCAGGGAGGUGGAGGACCUGGUGCUGCUGGACGAGCUGCCGCGGACUCAGGGCUUCCCUCCGGCGCUCAGCUACCCGUUCCAGGACGAGCCGCAGGAUGAAGGUCCAGACUGUUAGCCAAACCCGAUGCUUCUUAGAACAAAAGGGAAGCGCUAAAUUUACAAAAAAAAAUGGCUUCUUGACUGAUUACAACCAGUAACGAGCAACCAUGUUGUUGGUUUAGUUGCUGCUGAUUUUUAGUCGAACCUUUGACUCAGUUGAAAUAAAACUGUCACUUUAACUUCAGUUUCUGAACAGUUUCAGCAUUUUCAGUGACGGUAAACAUCCAAACGAAGCAGAUUAGAAAUGCUACUGUUUCCUUUCUGACGGUUCCAGUAAACUCUUUAAUUUUAGGGUUUCCUUCCUCAUCCUUCUCUAUUGCACUUUAAGUUAUUUUUGACCAGGACUGGAGCUCUCUGCACUGCAAAAACACAAAAUCCUACCAAGUAUUUUUGUCUAGUUGAUAGUGCAAAUGUCUUAGUGCACUUGGAAAAAAAGAUUAAAAUGAUUUAGAAGUAAUUUUUCUGCAAAAUAUAGAAGCUUAUUUUAUGUCAGUGACUCCUUCAAUUAUUUACUUGAAACAAAUAACUGAAUUAUUUAAUUCCUUAAAAAGGAAUUAUUUAAAUUGUAAUUCCUUAUUGUACUUGAAUAAUUAAAUGAAAAAUUUAAAUAACUGCUUAUUUAAAUAUGUGAGUAUUUAUUGAAGUAAAUAGUUAUUGAAAUAAUUAAAUCAUUAUUUGAAUAUUAAUGAUUAUUUCAAUAAUUCUAAAACAUAAGCAAUAGCUAUUUUAAAAAAGUUAAAUAUGAUUAGAAAAGAUGUACAUAAUUGUUUUAAUUAUUAAAAUAAUUUUCUUGUCCUAAGAAAAAAAAGUGAAAUAAUCGUCCAGAACUACCAGUUUUUCUUUAAUUUUCAGGAAUUGUUUCCAAAAAAAUGCUGAAAUGUUACUUGUAAGUUAUUUCUUUUAUUUCAAGUGUAUCAAGGUUUUGCAUUAGAAACUAGAUGAGAAUACUCAGAUUUUGUGUUUUUGCAGUGUAGAGGUCUCUGGUGCUGCUGAAGUUUAGUUUUUUUUAGUUCUAAUAAAAAAUAGGAGCUAAAGGUGCAAACAUUUGCGCAGAAUUGAGGGUCUCCAAUCAUUUACCAGAUUCCUGCAGUAGCUGCGUUUCUGUACAGCGAAUAGUUAAACUCUGUGGCUUUUAUUUGUUUUUCAGGAUAAAAUGUUUGCUGAAGUUGUUGAGGUUUGUGAUGUGCAACACGCUGAGCUGGAAGGAUUUACUUUGAGGGAGUGAAAAUGCUGCUGUGAAGUUUUUUUUUUUUUGCUUUUUGUGGUUUUCGUUCCGGUUCAGGUUGAUGCUGAAGAGGAGCGUCUCCCCUGUUGGUGUGUGUUUACACAUGUGCUCCUGUUUCUACAUAUUUUUAAAUAAAAUUUAACCGAGAGCGUUGAGCAGUUCUGGCUUUUCCAGGCUGGUUUUGAGCAACUUGUGUGUUUUUUUGGAUUAAAAAGAGAAUUAUUAACAGA
Molecule: messenger RNA, 2792 nt
Organism: Gambusia affinis (western mosquitofish)
Lineage: Eukaryota; Metazoa; Chordata; Actinopteri; Cyprinodontiformes; Poeciliidae
Product: CDKN2A interacting protein
Exons: 4
Coding region: 400-1353 (317 amino acids)
Cellular component (GO): nucleoplasm; nucleolus
Source: RefSeq, a predicted model, not a curated record